Pseudogymnoascus destructans is the source of this 1759-nucleotide messenger RNA. It is a transcript of the gene ERG25, whose product is annotated as C-4 sterol methyl oxidase. The transcript has 4 exons. Gene Ontology annotation, molecular function: C-4 methylsterol oxidase activity; iron ion binding. The record is from RefSeq and is a predicted model, not a curated record. Gene Ontology annotation, biological process: ergosterol biosynthetic process. The coding region runs from base 433 to 1347 and encodes 304 amino acids. Lineage: Eukaryota; Fungi; Ascomycota; Leotiomycetes; Thelebolales; Thelebolaceae.
CAUAUGCGAAGUACCUCUGCAUACAUGUUUCGCUGUGUGGGUACUUAAUUGAGUCGUGGUGCUCUAGCCUGAUCCCUCAACCCGAAUACGAUACUUAGUGCCUGUCCGAACAAAUCUGUGUCACGUGGCGAUAACAGCCCUUUAUCCACCCCAACGACUCCAACGCGAAGUCUCUUACUGGACAAAUCUCCCACCCCCAUCCAUGCGCUAGUCCUAACAAAGCCUAGCCGCCCCGCGUUCCCCCUGCGCCCUCCGGUACGUACUCCUUUAUUCUUCUAGUCUUAACCUUUUUAUCACCAGAAAGUCCUUCCAUGCCACUCCCCCCCCUCUCCUUCCUCCUCUCCACCUACUUAUACCUCACAACGUCCCCCCUCGAUUGUGGCCGCGAUAUCCUCAACAAUCGUCUGAUAGCCUCUGUGCUAUACCGCCAUAAUGGACCCAACAAACAGCACCCUCUUCGCCGCGCCGACAUACUGGGACCAGUACCAUGGCAUCACCCACUACAAUGGCGAGACUCUCAACGUCUUUGAGCGCCUCUGGGCCGCCUGGUACGCAUACAUGCAGAACGACGUCCUCGCGACUGGAAUCAUGUCCUUUGUGAUGCACGAACUCGUCUACUUCGGCCGCUCUCUCCCCUGGAUCAUCAUCGACCGCAUGCCCUACUUCAACAAAUACAAGAUCCAAGCUGGCAAAAUCCCCACCGUCGCCGAACAAUGGCACUGCACCAAAAUGGUCCUCCUCUCCCACUUCACCGUCGAGCUCCCUCAAAUCUGGGUCUUCCACCCCAUGGCCGUCUUCUUCGGCAUGGACACCGGCGUCCCCUUCCCCCCCUUGUGGAAGAUCGCCAUGCACAUCGCCAUCUUCUUCGUCAUCGAGGACGCCUGGCACUACUGGACCCAUCGCGCCAUGCACUGGGGGCCGCUCUACCGCUCCGUCCACAAGAUCCACCACAACUACUCCGCCCCCUUCGGCCUGGCAGCCGAGUACGCCUCGCCCAUCGAAGUGAUGGUCCUCGGCGCCGGCACGGUUCUCGGCCCCGUCGCCUGGUGCGCUAUCACUGGCGACUUGCACAUCUUGACUAUGUACUUGUGGAUCGUCUGCCGUCUCUUCCAGGCUAUCGAUGCCCACUCUGGAUACGAGUUCCCCUGGUCGCUGCACCACUUCUUGCCUUUCUGGGCGGGCGCUGAGCAUCACGAUGUUCACCACGAGCGUUUCAUUGGAAACUAUGCUAGUUCGUUCCGCUGGUGGGAUUUCGUCCUUAAUACGGAGGCUGGACCGGAGGCGGCGAAGGCGAGACGUGACAGGAAGCUUGCGAAGGAGGCGAAGAAGGCGAAGAAGGCACAGUAAAUGUACUGUGUGUGGCUUUGGUGGGGGCGCUGUGUCACCACUGUUGUGUGGUGCGGACACGCUUACCCGCCGUGUGGGAGGAUGUGAACCCGAAACGGAGAAUGAGAUAUCUGUAACGACAGACAGACACAGACGGCGUUCGGGCGUGCAGGGCACCGCCGUAGAAAAAGCUCCGCUCUUUGGAAGGAGCUGGCGAGAUAUUGGAUGGAUGAUGGCCCGUAAUUACACCUACUAUUUCUUGUACAAAAACAGAUGGGAUUUGUUGGGUCGGAUAGAUGGGAGGCAGAUGUAUGAGCAUUAAUAAUCGUUAAUCAAGUCUGAAGAAUGUAAUUACGUAUGAUUUGCCUUGGUGAAGGACUAUGAAAAUGUGUAUAGUAGUAUGUUUGUCUCUUACCUACUUCAUAUACGAAGC